AUGCUGUCCCUGCCUGAAGGAUUGAAUGUAGGGAGGGAGGAGGAUAUGACUGAGGGCGCGAGCUAUGCAGCUGAGGGCGCGAGCUACGCAGCUGAGGGCGCGAGCGACGCAGCUGAGGGCGCGAGCGACGCAGCUGAGGGCGCGAGCGACGCAGCUGAGGGCGCGAGCAAAGCAGCUGAGGGCGCGAGCAACGCAGCUGAGGGCGCGAGCAACGCAGCUGAGGGCGCGAGCAACGCAGCUGAGGGCGCGAGCAACGCAGCAGAGGGCGCGAGCAACGCAGCAGAGGGCGCGAGCAACGCAGCUGAGGCCGCGAGCAACGCAGCUGAGGACGCGAGCAACGCAGUAGAGGGCGCGAGCAACGCAGCUGAGGGCGCGAGCAACGCAGCAGAGGGCGCGAGCAACGCAGCAGAGGGCGCGAGCAACGCAGCAGAGGCCGCGAGCAACGCAGCUGAGGACGCGAGCAACGCAGCAGAGGGCGCGAGCAACGCAGCAGAGGGCGCGAGCUACGCAGCUGAGGGCGCGAGCAACGCAGCUGAGGGCGCGAGAAACGCAGCUGAGGGCGCGAGAAACGCAGCUGAGGGCGCGAGCAACGCAGCAGAGGCUGAGGGCGCGAGCAACGCAGCAGAGGGCGCGAGCAACGCAGCAGAGGGCGCGAGCAACGCAGCAGAGGGCGCGAGCAACGCAGCUGAGGGCGCGAGCAAAGCAGCUGAGGGCGCGAGCAACGCAGCUGAGGGCGCGAGCAACGCAGCAGAGGGCGCGAGCAACGCAGCAGAGGGCGCGAGCAACGCAGCAGAGGGCGCGAGCAACGCAGCUGAGGGCGCGAGCAAAGCAGCUGAGGGCGCGAGCAACGCAGCUGAGGGCGCGAGCAACGCAGCCGAGGGCGCGAGCAACGCAGCAGAGGGCGCGAGCAACGCAGCAGCUGAGGGCGCGAGCAACGCAGCUGCGGGCGCGAGCAACGCAGCAGAGGGCGCGAGCAACGCAGCAGAGGGCGCGAGCAACGCAGCUGAGCGCGCGAGCAACGCAGCAGAGGGCGCGAGCAACUCAGCUGAGGGCGCAAGCAACGCAGCUGCGGGCGCGAGCAACGCAGCUGCGGGCGCGAGCAACGCAGCUGAGAGCGCGAGCAACGCAGCUGAGAGCGCGAGCAAAGCAGCUGAGGGCGCAAGCAACGCAGCAGAGGGCGCAAGCAACGCAGCAGAGGGCGCGAGCAACGCAGCAUAG
Molecule: messenger RNA, 1218 nt
Organism: Closterium sp. Yama58-4
Lineage: Eukaryota; Viridiplantae; Streptophyta; Zygnematophyceae; Desmidiales; Closteriaceae
Source: the annotation of a GenBank genome assembly